Messenger RNA from Liolophura sinensis, 1221 nucleotides. RefSeq names its product elastase-1-like. Gene Ontology annotation, biological process: proteolysis. Bases 1 to 903 code for a protein of 300 amino acids. Lineage: Eukaryota; Metazoa; Mollusca; Polyplacophora; Chitonida; Chitonidae. Gene Ontology annotation, molecular function: serine-type endopeptidase activity. The record is from RefSeq and is a predicted model, not a curated record. The transcript is spliced from 5 exons.
AUGGGAUCUCUUCCAUUUGUAGAUAAACGCUGCGGCACGGUUAGCAGUCAGAGUAGAUUAAAGAGAAUUGUGGCUGGUAACUAUGCGCGCCAAGGGUCUUGGCCCUGGUUAGUUUCUCUGAGGACCGCUCUUGGGUACCAUAUGUGCGCUGGGGUGCUCAUAUCUCCAAAGUGGGUGGUAACCGCAGCUCACUGCUUCAGAUUUUUUCUCUACCCCAGGUUCUGGAGGGUUCGCGUGGGUGAACACAACUUGGCCACCCGUGACGGCACCGAACAAGACCUUCGGGUGCUACAAAUCAUUAAGUACCCAGGUUACCAAGACAGGUGGCAUGCGACAUUGAAUUCAAAGAGAAAUGGUCAGCUGUCCGGGCGCUUCAGUCACGAUUUGGCCCUGGUGAAGUUGAGAGAAGACGCACCUGUCGACCAACCCUUUUGCAACUCCAUCUGUUUAACAUCGCAGAUGAUGCCGUCUCUGGUAGCCAACGUCAGUGAUAUUGACCGAGAUACAGUGAUUUUCACAAAUAAUAACCAGUGCUGGGUCGCUGGCUGGGGAGAUACCAAAGAAAAUUUCACCAAUACCUCGUUAAAGGAAGUUCAGGGAUAUGUGAUUGGUCAUGAGCAGUGCGAGAGUAUUUGGCAGAAAGGGAUCGGCAGCGAUAUGGUUUGUUUUGGAAAUGGAACUUCUGGGCCAUGCAAAGGCGAUUCCGGUGGGCCGCUGAUGUGUCGCAAAAAUGGCCAGUUUUAUCUGAUCGGGAUUGUGUCGUGGGGAACAGAGCAAUGCAUUCGCACAGGCUAUCCAAGUGUAUUUACCAGGAUCUCCAACUACAUUCCAUGGAUCCGUCAAACCAUGUCCGGCGUGCCAAGCACACAGGACGACCAGCCGGAACAGGAGCCUUUUGAAUAGGCCUCCGGCAUUUCGGACGGCCUGGAACUAUAACCAGGAAAGGUGUAGCUCCAAUGCCGUAUCUAAUAUAGUAUGAAAUUGGUUUUGCCCUUUCAAGGAGAUGCUUGGUUGGAAACAGGGAGACUCUCUUGUGAAACGUAACAACCCGAAGUCAGGGGAAUGAGUGACACAUCCUUGACAAGCACAAAUUUUAACACCAAUCAUCGCUGAAGUGUGAUUAUUUGCAUGCAGUUAACAUGGAAUGAAAUAAUGUGAUUUGGUGGACUGACGGGAAAAACCAUGAUCUUAUUACUGUUAUGAGUUUGUGCAAAAUAAAAC